CACGGAUGGUACGUGGCUUCACGGCUUGACAGCUGUGGACUGGGAGGGUUUGUUCAGAGGUAAACACCGUGAAUGUUCCGACAGCAGCGGAACGUUCCGUGAACGCAGCGACUUCACGGUGUCACAGAGCGGGGACGAUCCCGCUCAAGCACACUCACGCUUCCCCGGCUCGGCUCGGCUCGGCCCCGCUGCAGCUCCUCGCCCGGUCUGUCGGUGUGUGUGUGUGUGUGUGUGUGGUAUGGCGGUGAGCGGGUCGUCGGUUGAAUUCCCGGGCUCUCUGACGAGCUCCAGUCUUCCACCGCCGAGGACUCGCAUCUUCAAGAUCAUCGUGAUCGGGGACUCAGGGGUGGGGAAGACCUGCCUCACUUACCGCUUCUGUGCCGGCAAGUUCCCCGAGAAGACCGAGGCCACGAUCGGUGUGGACUUCAGGGAGAGGCUGGUGGAUAUAGACGGCGAGAGUAUCAAGAUCCAGCUGUGGGACACUGCAGGUCAGGAGCGCUUCAGGAAGUCCAUGGUGCAGCACUAUUACCGCAACGUCCACGCUGUCGUCUUCGUCUAUGACGUCACCAACGCCGCCAGCUUCCGCAGCCUCCCUGCGUGGAUUGAGGAGUGUAAGCAGCACGCUCUCGGCACAGAGGUGCCCAGGAUCUUAGUCGGGAACAAGUGCGACCUGCAGGACUCGGUGCAGGUGGGCACGGAUGUGGCGCAGCAGUUUGCCGAUGCCCACUCCAUGCCCCUGUUUGAGACAUCUGCAAAAAACCCAAACAGCCCAGGAGGAGGCAGCUGUGGAAACAGUGACCACGUAGAAGCCAUUUUCAUGACGGUGGCUCACAAGCUCAAGUCUCAGAAGCCUCUGGUGUUGAGUCAACCUCCCGGAGGAUCAGGAGGAACCAUCAACCUGAGCAGGGUGAUGAACGACCGAGGCGAGGGGAACACGGGCUGGGGCUGCAGCAGCUGCUGAGGACCAGACGUGGAGAUGAAAUGGCUUCACUGCUGUGUGUGUUUACCAUGUGACUGUUGACUCAUGGAAUGAGAAGCAUUUCAGCGUCAGCGUGACUUUAAUUCCAUGUCGUUAUCAAUCGACUUCCAUUGUUGAGUUUAGAGUUUUAGAUGCACUCAGGAUGAUCUCAUGUUGACUGUUGUCCUGGUGUGUGUGUGGGACUGCUCUGAUGAAUAAAAGUUGAAGAGACAACAGAACAGAAAA
Molecule: messenger RNA, 1204 nt
Organism: Solea senegalensis (Senegalese sole)
Lineage: Eukaryota; Metazoa; Chordata; Actinopteri; Pleuronectiformes; Soleidae
Gene: rab33ba
Product: RAB33B, member RAS oncogene family a
Exons: 2
Coding region: 239-961 (240 amino acids)
Biological process (GO): Rab protein signal transduction
Cellular component (GO): Golgi apparatus; endosome
Molecular function (GO): GTPase activity; GTP binding
Source: RefSeq, a predicted model, not a curated record